AAACUCAUGCCUUCUGUUGUACACAUGUAUGGGAUAUUUUAGAAUGCAGUGACCUAUGAUGACGUGCAUGUCAACUUCACUUUGGAAGAAUGGGCUUUGCUGGAUCCUUCCCAGAAGAAUCUCUACAAAGAUGUGAUGGGGGAGAUCUACAGGAACCUCACUAGUAUAGGAUACAGUUGGAAAGAUCAUAAUAUUGAAAAACAUUGUCAAAGUUCUAGAAGACAUGAAAGGCAUGAAACAAGUCAAAGUAGAGAGAAAACUUCUGCACAUACUCAAUGUGUUAAAGCCUUUGCAUGUGACAGUCAUCUUCACAGGCAUGAAAAAGCACAUACUAGAUUGAAACCCUAUGAAGAAAAUGAGUGCGGUAAAGCCUUUUCACAUCACAGUCCUCUUCAAAUGCAUACAAGAGCAUACACUGGAGAGAAAACCUAUGAAUGUAAUCAGUGUGGUAAAGCCUUUGCAUGCCACAGUUAUCUACAAGUUCAUAAAAGAACCCAUACUGGAGAGAAACCCUAUGAAUGUAAUCAGUGUGGUAAAGCCUUUGCACAAUACAGUCAUCUACAAAGGCAUGAAAGAAGACAUACUGGAGAGAAACCCUAUGAAUGUCAUCAGUGUGGCAGAGCCUUUGUACAACACAGUCAUCUACAAGUUCAUGAAAGGAGCCAUACUGGAGAGAAACCCUAUGAUUGUAAUCACUGUGGUAGAGCCUUUGCACAACACAGUCACCUUCAAAGGCAUGAAAGGAGCCAUACUAGAGAGAAACCCCAAGAAUGUAAUCAGUGUGGUAAAGCCUUUGCACGUCACUGUUAUCUACAAAGUCAUGAAAAAACCCAUACUGGAGAGAAACCCUAUGAAUGUAAUCACUGUGGUAAAGCCUUUGCACAUCAGAGUACUCUACAAAGUCAUAAAAGAAGCCAUACUGGAGAGAAACCCUAUAAAUGUAAUCACUGUUGUAAAGCCUUUGCACAUAACAGUGAUCUACAAAGACUUAAAAGCACCCAUACUGGAGAAAAACCCUAUGAAUGUAAUCACUGUGGUAAAACCUUUGCAUGCCACAGAUCAUCAAAGGCAUAA
Molecule: messenger RNA, 1074 nt
Organism: Alexandromys fortis (reed vole)
Lineage: Eukaryota; Metazoa; Chordata; Mammalia; Rodentia; Cricetidae
Product: zinc finger protein 120-like
Exons: 4
Coding region: 136-1074 (312 amino acids)
Biological process (GO): regulation of transcription by RNA polymerase II
Cellular component (GO): nucleoplasm
Molecular function (GO): DNA-binding transcription repressor activity, RNA polymerase II-specific; RNA polymerase II cis-regulatory region sequence-specific DNA binding
Source: RefSeq, a predicted model, not a curated record